Molecule: messenger RNA, 1113 nt
Organism: Arachis ipaensis
Lineage: Eukaryota; Viridiplantae; Streptophyta; Magnoliopsida; Fabales; Fabaceae
Source: RefSeq, a predicted model, not a curated record
AUGGCAGCAAGGUCUAGACAAGCUGCAUUGGAUGAGAUUCAGGGAGCUUACCGGAAGCAGUACAAAAGGAUUGCUGACUACUGCUCCGAGCUGCUACGUGCUAAUCCAGGGUCCUCAGUGAUGCUCAAGGUACAGAGGUCCCCUGAUUUUGAGGUUGAGGACCAGCACCAGGGGUUAAACAAUUACUACAUUUUUCAAAGGUUGUUGACAGUGAUUGGGUGGGAUCCCAAUGAUCAAAUGCUUCCAAUUGCCUACGCCGUUGUGGAGGCAGAGACUAAAGACACCUGGAAGUGGUUUCUCCAGCUGCUCAUUGACGACUUUGGAGCUGAGGUCAUUGGGAAAACAACCUUCAUGUCUGAUCAGCAGAAGGGUCUCUUACCUGCUUUCGAUGAAGUUAUUCUAGGAGUGGACCAUAGGUUCUGUGUCCGCCAUCUUUACAAUAACUUUAGGAAGAAAUUUCCUGGGUUACACCUGAAGCAGCUGAUGUGGAGGUGUGCAAAGGCUACACACUGGAAGGAAUGGGAGAAAGAGAUGCAAAUCAUAAGGCAGAUCAACGUGGAUGCGCACAGACAUCUAAACACUAUUCCUCCAAGAUUUUGGAGCAGGUCCAGGUUUAAUUUUCACUCUAAAUGUGACACUCUUGUGAACAACAUGUGUGAGAGCUUUGAUAGUGCAAUAGUAGACUCUAGGGAGAAACCUAUAGUGUCAAUGUUGGAGGACAAUAGGGUUUAUUUGAUGAGUAGGUGGGCUCUUAAUAGGAAAAGAAUUAAGAACUUUAAUGGGACAGUUUUACCUCGGAUUAGGCUGAAAUUAGAGAGGAAAGGCAGAUCAGCUGGUGAGUGGAGGCCUUACUGGUCUGCUGCACAAACAUAUGAGGUUGUUAAUGUAGCCAGUCCCACUUGUCUAGGAGGGGACAAAUCCAAAGGUGCUCAAACUGUGGUGAAUCUGGACAUAAGAGGGGAGGAUGAAAGAAGCCAUCCCUGGAUGCCCAACAACCAAGGCAAGUUGCUAGCAAAAGGACCAGAGGAGGAAGGAAGCCUUCAUCUAUCAAACCUAAAGCCAGAUUUAAGGCUUCAUCCCAGCCUGACAUGUCAUCUGCAAGUUGAGGUUUAA